Messenger RNA from Neltuma alba, 712 nucleotides. Its product is annotated as HVA22-like protein e. The record is from RefSeq and is a predicted model, not a curated record. The coding region runs from base 108 to 521 and encodes 137 amino acids. The transcript has 5 exons. Lineage: Eukaryota; Viridiplantae; Streptophyta; Magnoliopsida; Fabales; Fabaceae.
UUUCCGCCUUGUUCUUUGUUUUUCAAACUGGUUCACAGUGUUUGCUGGAUCGUCGCUUUCACUUUACUCGUUGAUUCGUUGUUUGUCUCUGUUCGGUUUGGAUCAGGAUGGGGAAGUUCUGGACCCUGAUCACCCAGCUUCAUUCUCUUGCCGGGCCGGUGGUCACUUUAUUGUACCCUUUGUAUGCAUCGGUGAUCGCCAUGGAAAGCACGUCCAAGUUGGAUGAUGAACAGUGGCUUGCUUACUGGAUCCUAUACUCUUUCCUCACCCUUGCUGAAAUGGUUCUGCAACCAGUUCUGGAAUGGAUGCCAUUUUGGUACGACGUGAAGCUCGUAUUUGUGGCGUGGCUGGUUCUGCCACAGUUCAAAGGGGCUGCAUUCUUGUAUGAAAGGUUUGUGAGAGGACAUAUCAGGAAAUAUUUGACUGGGAGAGACAGCCACCACAGGUCACCCAAUGGUGGCAAGGCUAAGAAGUUUGUGGACUUCAUCAGCCACAAGAAAGGAGAUCAGGAAGCUUAUUGAUGGAGCCAUGCAUGCACAGCGAAAUGCUCAGUCUUCUCGCUUCAUCGGUUUCGCAUUUGCUCAGUCUUAAAUUUAAUACACUGUUAAAUAUGACUACUUGUUGACUCUGUUCACCCUCUUUGAUCAUGUAAUGCAAUGUAAUUUCCGACACACACGUGAAUUCUAUAUAUUCUCAUUGGUUUCUUGUUCAA